AUGACUAGUAUUCAACAAUAUAAAGUUCUUUCUCAUAUUGGAUGUGGAUCAGAACACCUUGUGUAUAAAGCUUAGUUUAGUUAAAAUUCUGAAUUAUAUGCAGUAAAAAUUGAAAAAUCUCCCAGAGUUGGCUAAUUGGAGAAUGAGAUAAAAAUGUUGUAAAAAUUAAGUGGAGUUGAAGGAGUUCCACAAAUAAAAUAGUGUGGAUUAACUAAUGAUAACAAGUAAUAGAUAAAUUAUUUAAUUAGAUUCUUUUUGAUUGUACCAUUAUUGCAUAGUAGUUUACUAGAUUUAGCCAAGUCAAGAACGCUAUCUUUGCACGUAAUAAUGACUAUUGGCUUGAGAGUCAUAGAAAUUUUGGAAAAAGUUCAUAAAAAUAAUAUAUUACAUCUUGACAUAAAACCUGAAAAUAUCAUGUUGUCUCAUCUAAUAUCAAACGAUCAAUAAUUCUUUUAGCCCGGAUUGAUUUAACUGAUUGACUUUGGAUUAUCACAGUAAUUCUUAGAGAAUUCAGAGACUUUGAAAGAUGUGUUUAUUGGAUCUAUAAAUUUCGCAAGUAGAUCCUCACACUACGGAAAACCUCUUGGGUAUAAAGACGACCUGGAAAGUGUAUUGUAUUUAUUAUUUUACUUAAAAGACUGUAAUUAAUAAUUUUAUAUUGUUAGCGAAAUUGCCAUGGUCGGAGAAACAAUUUUGGGGAUUUAAAGAAGUUGACUUAGACUAGAUAGGCAACAAAAAGACUUCCUUCAUUAAAACAAUUGUAUCAUAAAGACAAUCUAAUAUAACAUUUUAUCAUUUUAUGUCUUACAUUGACAAAUUAGAGCAUGAUGUUAUGCCAGAUUACAAUUAUAUCAAAUAAUUAUUUGCUUUUAUGAUUUAGAGAGCCAAUCCUUCGUAACCCUAGCCAAAAUAAGAGAAUGGGAUAGGACUUUUUGCUUCAAUUUAGAUAAGCUCAUUAGUGAGUAACUUUGAAACGAUAUAAACUUAACUUGAAGAUUUUCAAUUAUAAUAGACAACAGAUGAGAUAAAUGAUGAUAACUUUCUUGAUACAAAUAUUUUCUUGAUCUCUGAUGUCAUUGGAAAAUAUAAUACUAAUUCAAUUAAAUCUAUAAAAGACAUCAAAUAUUAGGAAGAUAUCUAUACUAUAUGA
This is a messenger RNA of Paramecium octaurelia, 1150 nucleotides long. The record is from the annotation of a GenBank genome assembly. NCBI's taxonomy places the organism in Eukaryota, Ciliophora, Oligohymenophorea, Peniculida, Parameciidae.